CGUGCUGACUGUUCUGAGUGAAUGUGGGUUCAUUUCCUCCGUGUGUUUCAGGGAAUGGCUUCACACGGACGAGGCCGCUUCGCUGGUGGUUCCGCCCCACACGGAGAGGAGCGUCGAGGGACGACGUCGUCGCCGGCAAGGGAAACGAGUCGGGGAGUUGGAGGUGGGGAGGAAGAACGACGUGCUCAAAACUUGUGGUGGGACUACAGCAAACAUGUCUGGUAUUUGGACUGGGCGAGCCAGGACAGCUCCGACCCGUUGCAACCACCAUGCGGGCCGCUCUUGUUCGUCGCCGUUCGCGCCGACAGAACGCAUCUCGCAGGGUCCAUCGUCCAGUGGGUCGACGAUGGUGAAUACAAUUUCAAGUUUACGUUGAAGAAGCAUUACAGAAGUAAUGGUUCUGUCGACGGCAUCGCAAAGGGAUGCAAGGUUGCCGGGAAGAUGUUCGACGGGUACGGCCGUCGUGCGAUGUCUUUGCCUCACUUUCUCCCGCUAGCGUCGGGGCACGACGAGGCCGUUCACGUCACAGACUUCCUCGAGGUCUGGGCGAAAUCUGGUACCUCUGUCUGUGCCGUGGACGUCAGACCUGGAACAUCGAUCAAUGGUCCUGUUGGGUUCGCGGGAGGAGAGUGCUCUAAAAGGGAGAUGGGAGGUCAGGGUGGCCUGCCAGCUACGCCUCCUGAUCAAGAGGUGGGCAUGUCAGACGACUCGGAGGACGACCAUCCGCGUGCUCCUUUGAAACCGGGCUUGCAUGUGUCUCGCCGCCACAGUUUGCUUGGGGAGUCGACGCCACAUGGAGACGACGAUGGCGAACGGUUGCAACAGGGCUCAGAAUCGAUGACUCCUCGUUGUCUGACAGGGGUGCAGAAGGACGUCGUGUUGCACAUCCAUCCCGAAAGAAUAUUAGCUAUUCCUAACUGGGAAGACGCGUACAACCACCGAUCCUUGGACGAGUUCCUCGUUGAUACCAUCGUGUCGGCUAUGAUCGACUGCUACGAACGUAAAGACAUGAGAUACACGAAGCCCAUUUUCGUUCUCGCUCCGAUCGUCGCACCUCCAGAGAACGGCGAGCUUGUUGUGCGUGUGCUGCCUGCUGACUUCGACAGCUCACACCCGGAGAGAUACUGGUAUUAUCCUGUGUGUGGACAGCACAACGCGAGGGCGGCGAUGAUGGUGAAAGACCAUCCCGUGUUUGAUUACUACAACUUCUGUAAAUGGCCGUUCAGACCGAUCUACUUCCCUGACGACGAGUUCGACGGCUACGCCUAUGUCAAUUGCGAAGACAACAUGAAAGACAAGAAGAAUCCACCGUGCUUGCAGGACGAGAUGCGAAAGUGGGUGCGGUUCAUGGCGUUGGCAAUGAAGAAGACGCCGUACACGCCUAUCUGGAACCUGUCAACGGAAGCAAAGAAAAGAAAGGAAUGGGCUGAGAAACUUCGAUACUACCUCCCGCUGGCCAUAGCAGAUGACUUCGUCUUCGCUUUGGGGUUGAAGUUCUAUGAGGAGCGGUCGAAAGGGAAACUCCUUGCUUCCGACAGCCGGCGUUGGACUGAAAAGCCGCCCACCCAUGAGGAGGUGGCCAAGCCAGGACUCUUCACUGUGACUGACAACCAGGGGCUGGAGAAACACGUCUGGUACGUGAAGGUGGACGACCCGUCGUUGAAAAAGGGCAGGGGGAAGCCAAAGAAAGGCGCGGAGGAGAAAACUUUCUACGUCCAAGUUCCAGAGCCGGAUGUCCACUGCUGGAAGGAAUUGGUGGACUUGAUGGACCGCGAGAAGAAAAGGUUGUUGAAUGGCGUCUUGAACCUUAACGUCGUGUGGGUUCAAACGAGUAGCAAAAAGUUGGCCGAGCAGGGGAAGUUCAGUGUCAAGGAGAUGGUCGACAUAAUAAAAAUGGACCGGAUUAUGCUGAGGCUGUGGCACUACGUGGAGUUCGAGUACGAGGAAAUGGAUAAGCGGGAGUGGAAUGCCAACUCCAUGUUCUUCAGGUCCAAGAAGCAACUGUUCAAAGAGUUCAAGGACAGAGGUCUCGACGACAAGCUUUGGAACGAGAGCAGGAAAUUUUUCACAGACACCACAUACGUCAACAAGUGCCCUCAGUUUCUCGGGUGUCAACACGACAACAACAUCAAGAGAACGGCGGCCCUCGUCAACGACCAGAAUUUCCCGGCGGAGUGGAAGCGUGUUGUCCUUUCGGUGAUCACUGGAGAUCGCGCCAAAGGCAAAAAAAGCCCUCGGGGCGUUGAUGAAUGCAUCAACAUUAUGUGGACAAGGACAAGCGCCUUGACGACGCUGGCCCAGUUUAACGUCGACCCGUUGAGUGCCAUAAAUCAUAAGCAGGCGCGGGGAAAACUAGGGCAUCAGCUACGCUCCCACACUUGCGUGCUCGACUUGUGCGGUGUUGUGGACCGUGCGCAAUGGGACUUUGGGGCAUUCGCGUCUCUGAAUGUGAUGCACAUCCUUUUCAAAGGCGAGGAUCCUCGACUACUGACUCACCCGGUGUACGAGGGAGCUGUUGCUGAAGACGACGUCGCCGCUCUCCGGAGGAAACAGAAAGUGACACCCACGGAUGUGGAGGAGAAGUCUUUCAAGGCUUUAACUUUCGCGGACAUCGGAAACCUGAUCCAGAGGGGGGCUCUGUACAAGGACGGCGAGCGGAAUCCGAAUCAGUUGUGCAAUCAGCUUCUUUUCUUCUAUGGUGUGGCAGAUGCUGUGCUGUUCUUGGGCAAGCCGCACGCGCAGGUGGUGUGGAAUCUGCUUCAGAAGGGAAGGCACGUCUUGGCCGUGGAUGGGGACACAACACAACUCGAAUACACCGUGCAGUAUGUCACCCAUGAAGUGUCGUCCAAGGCUUACCCAUGCGAUUUCCACCAUGUCGUGGUCGAGCCCGUUUAUGACCCGAACAAGGACAUGUUCUUCAAGUUGACUCCGAAGAAAAGGCGCGAGGUCUACUCCUUCCUUUGCGACGAACAACCAAGGUUGAGAUUUAACCCGCAGUACGUGGUGCGGAAGGAAGUCGCCAUUGCGGACCUCCAGGGCUACCACGGAGCAAGUCGGGCCGGUGCUGUGACCUUCAUUAAGAGGCUGGAAUAUGUCUUUUUUAACGAGGAUGUUGUCGAUCCAGCCGACUUCACUUUGGAUAAGUACAAGCUGGCAUUCGGUGAGGAGGACGACUUCAAUAUCGAGACUGAGCAGGAGGAGAGCGUUGAGGAUGACCUCUUUGAUUUGGACGGGCAAUUGGCCAUCUUCAACGCCCAAGUUUCUGAGUCGCCAUCAGUAUGCAAACCGGGGACACCUCUCGCUGCACCUACCUCGGGCGGUCCCACGCCCGUGUCCUCCUCAGCGGCUGUCAAGAGGGGUGGGUUGUCCCGUCUGAGGAGUUCGCCGGGGGAGCCUAUUCACCAUUUCCAGCCAGUCCUUCUCGACGGCGAAUGGGCAGUGGCUGUGAGGGACGUACGUGGAGGGUGGAUAUAUGACGAUCGUUGGGACCUCGAGACAUUCAAAUCUCGCGCCUGCGAUGCGGUAUUGGAGAGAUUAAGUGAGGUCAAUCGACGAAAUAAGGACGACCCUGCUCUUCGCGAAUACGGGGACACGCUGUUCGAGUUCUUGCAGUCAAAUAAAUGGUUAGAAGUGUCCUCCGCGUUCUACGCCCUUCUGUCAAGCCCGUCAAUUAAGCAAGUGAGUUGGGAGUUGCCUGGGGUCACCCCGCCGGCAAGAGUUGUGAAGCGCAAGUCUCGCGGAAAGGACGGCGACGGGGAUGGUGAAGGUGGCGGGCAACGAGGUACCGAAGGUGGAAGUGAACAGCGAUCGACGAAACAGCGGUCUCCGGGGCACGCAGGCGGCGGAGAGGGGAGAAAGGGCAGCCGGGAGAAGAAGAAGCCUCGCAGCGAAGAGAAGACAAAGCAUCACAGAGGAGACGGGCAGGGGUCCGAUGUCGACCGCGACAUGGAUGGUAGGGUUCUGGCGGUAACAGGCAGCACCUCAAUGGAGACGGGGAACGACUUGAGCCCUGGGUGUAUUACGCGGCCUGGCGAGCAGGACCCUGUGAUUAGCUCCACCAGCGAAACACAGUUUGUCGAUGCGGUUGGCGGGGCGGGUGUUGCAAAGCAUGGAACAUGCUUCGCUCAGCUCCAAAUACAGUUGGCGGAUUGUCUCGGAUCAAUCUGAACCUCGGAGACGACCUCGUUGUCCGAAACUCAGUGCCUUCUGGGAAGCGAGACGACAACAUACCACG
This is a messenger RNA of Chara braunii, 4234 nucleotides long. The record is from the annotation of a GenBank genome assembly. NCBI's taxonomy places the organism in Eukaryota, Viridiplantae, Streptophyta, Charophyceae, Charales, Characeae.